AUGUCCUUUGCUUUGUCCUCUUUGGUGUCUGUUUUAGAGGAGCAAUUGGAGAUUCUUAACGAGGAGGAGCUCGCUUUGAUCACGAGGAGGUUCAUGCGCUUCAACGACAACCGCAAGAACCAACGAAGGAACAACAACAACUGCUUUGAGUGUGGCAAGUCAGGUCACUUCACCGCCGACAGCCCCGAUAAGAACAAGUCCAAGAACAACGGGUACGACUACAAUAAGUACAAGAACAAGGACGGCACCAAGAAGAAGAAGAAGUACACCGAUCGUGAGAAGAAGGAGCACUGUAAGAAGGCCAAAGCGCACACCUUCAUCGCCUUCCUCAGCGACGUCGACUCCAACAUCGACGUCCACACCGACUCUAGCCGAAGUGAGGAGUACGACAACCGCAAGGCGAAGAAGAAGGAUGGCAAGAACUUCAACAGCCUUUGCUUUUACUCCGGCAUGAACCGCGAUGGGUACUGCGUCAUGGCCCUCAACGCUGACAGCAAGAAGGAUGGCAAGGAAAGCAACUCCGACACAGAAACAGAGGAGUUUAAAAGGGUUGAUGGUUUUGGGAUUGGGAAUGUGACCAAGCAGUGCAGAUUUGAUGGGUUGCAUGAAAAGAUUUUUGAUGGGCUGUAUGAGAAGGUCGGAGGCCUAAAGAACACGUGGCUUAUUGACUCCGGUUGUUCUCGACACAUGACUGGUGAUCACAGAUGGUUCUCCAGCCUUACCCCGGUGAUGACCAGAGAGUACAUCACUUUCGGGGAUAAUAGCAAGGGAAAGGUAUUGUCUGAGGGUGUCAUUAAGUGUUUAGUUGCUGGUUCUUCUUCUGAGCUUUGGAAGUGGUACAGGAGAUUAGGUCAUUUGAGUUUUGAUUUGCUUUCCCGCUUGAGUGCUCUUGAUCUUAUUCGAGGAUUGCCUAAGCUCAAGUUUGAGAAAGAUCUUGGUGAACAUGAAAUGGGGCAAAGCAUCUUUGAGGGAGAGGAAGAGCAUGUUGAUAAUGGUGAUGAAGAAGAUGAUGAGAUUGACCAUGCUCCAGCUGUUGCACUUGUGUAG
This is a messenger RNA of Setaria italica (foxtail millet), 1047 nucleotides long. RefSeq lists its product as uncharacterized. NCBI's taxonomy places the organism in Eukaryota, Viridiplantae, Streptophyta, Magnoliopsida, Poales, Poaceae. The transcript has 7 exons. Bases 1 to 1047 code for a protein of 348 amino acids. The record is from RefSeq and is a predicted model, not a curated record. Gene Ontology annotation, molecular function: nucleic acid binding; zinc ion binding.